GGAGUGAGGGCGGGGCGGGAGUCCCUUCCUCUCCCGCAUACGAUGAUUCAGAGAUCAGCGUUGGCUCUGGUGGUCAGAGAAGGCUCCAUUUUGAAGGUUGAGGAGGACUAGAAGGAGCUUCGUUCAAUGAGUACAAGAACAGAGUUGGUGCAGAGGAGGAGCUCGGAAGAUUGCUGUCAUCCGGGACCACAGUCUGCACUGCCAUCCCGCCAGGUCGGACCAGCCCAAGAAGGCCAAAUGUCUCAGAACGAGAAGGAAUCGGGGUCACCCGCAGAGAAUCGAAACCAUGGGGGGCUUUCCGUGACUGCAGAGCCCACCCCCAGCCCCGGACCCAUCCAGGCGGCGGACCCGCCUCCGCCGUCUUCCCCUCCUCCUCCCAUCCUGGUGUCGGUGGCCACGACUUCCACCUGGUCCUUUGCCACCGACCCGGUGGCCCCCAACCAGCCUGAAGCCAGCACCAGCGAAGAGGACCCUAAAGCACGUCCCAGCUCUAUGGAGGCCAUAGGUGAGGAGUUUAAUUUCCUGCUGUGUCACAGCUGUAAAUCAGAAUCAAAAUGCCCCAAGCUCCUAGCGUGCUUACACACCAUCUGCUCCAAAUGCUUGGAGGUCCACGAGCCGGCUGGGAAAUGCCCUAUCUGCCAGUACCCCCGCUCCCAGGAGACCAACCUACAGUCCAUGGACAACCUCUUCUUCGAGAGCUUGCAGCGGCGGAUUUCUGUCUACCAGACCAUCGUCCAGGGCGGGAAGGAAGCCUCUUGCAACCGGUGCCGGGAACCAGCUGAUUUCUGGUGUUUCGAGUGUGAGCAGCUCAUCUGUACCAGGUGUUUCGAAGCACAUCAGUGGUUUGUGAAGCAUGAGGCGAGGGCUGUGGAGGAGCUGAGAAAAGAAUCUGCCAAGGAUUUCCUAGAUGGCACCCGGAAAUCCAACAACCUCUUCUGCCCCAAUCCUACUCACCGGACACCGUCCCUUACCAGCAUCUACUGCCGGGGAUGCUCCAAGCCUAUCUGCUGCACCUGCGCUCUCCUGGACAGCAACCACAAGGACCAGUACUGCGCCAUCAGCUCCGAGAUCCAGCAGCGGCAGGAGGAGCUGGUCAAGAUCACCAGCGACCUGAAGACCCAAGAGCAGACCUUCAGUGAGGCCCACGAGAAGAUCCAAGAGGCCAUCACCCACCUGGAGCAGGUGAAGAAGGAGACACAGGAGCUGAUCCAUUCUCAAGCCAAAAUGAUGGUGGAGAAGAUCCAGGCGCAGGAGAAGGAGCUUCUGGAGACCGUGGAGGGUCAGUACCAUGAGAACCACGAGGAGAUGGCGAGAAAGCUUCAGCACCUGACCAGCAUGCUUCAGCGCAUCCACAAUGGCGAGCUCUUGGUGGAAAAGCUGCAGCAGUAUGCCUCGGACCAGGAGGUCCUGGAGAUGCACAACUUCAUCCGGAAGGCUUUGGAGCACCUCAACAAGGAGAAGCCUGUGAACCUUCAGACCGCAGUCAAGGUGGAAGAGUUUAAAGACUGCAAGGCUAAGCUGCAGACUCUGUUUACCCGGGUCAUCGAGGAGAAAGCGACUAAUCUUGAGAACGAGGAUAAGGAAAAGAAGAAAGACUCUGCAGAACCCCAGAGCGUCCCCAUGGAAAGCAAUUCGAAUGAGAAGAAAACACAGAAACAGGGACAUGCUGUAGAAAAUAGGGCUGGACCGAUAGCCCUUCCUGCUCCUCCCUCCGCCUUCCGCUGGGCUAGAAUGUGUGUUCCGGUGCCCCCCGUACCUUUCCAGCAGGGGCAGCAGCCCGGCCCCCAGUCGAGGAAGAGGAAAUUACCCCACGGCAACAAAGUAACCAUGCGGAAGAUAAUCAAGAGGGAGACUGGUGGAGACAGCGAAAGGCAGAGGGCAAGGGUCUUCAGGCCCCAGACCGGCCCCUUAGGAGCGAACCAGCCCGCCAGACCAGGCGCUGUCCCCGGCUUGGCCCCGGGCUCUGGCCAAUCCGCGAUGGACCCCAACAGCGAGGAAGGAGGUAGGCAAGAUAAUCCAAUUGUAAUCAGCAGCUCUGAAGAGACCGAAGAAAGUCAGUCCUCCAGUGAUUACGGGGACAGCAGCGACCCUGAAGAUCUCAUGGAAUGUGCAGACGGCACACGGCCCGCUCCUGGCCACCCCACCGACAGCUUCAGAGACGGGCAGGAAAACCGAGCCCUGGUGUUCUUUGACCUCAAGAUUGACAGCAAAACCAAGAAGAUCAGCCAGCUGGCCGCCGUAAAUGGCGAGAACAAUUUCCGCAUCAUCAUCCAGCAGGAAGAAGCCCUGUUCAGCCUCUUUUCCAGGGGGGUGGCCAUUGAGGACGGCCUGCAGAACUUCCUCUGCUACCUGCGCUCCUCCUCCCACCCCAUCCUGGCCGGCUACAAGCUCUGGUCCCCCAACAUCACCGUCUUCUUCAAGGCCCUGGAGACCUUCUCCAAGAAGGGGGAGUUCCACGAGACCAUCUCCGGCUUCCUGGACAUCCUGCCCCUGGUGCGCGACAAGCUGCCGGGGGCCAGAAGCUACAAGCUGAAGAACCUGGUCAAGACCUACCUGUCUCGGAACAUGAACGACAACAGCGCGCUGGCCUCGGUGCGGGCCAUGCGGGACCUCUGCAAGGUGCUGCACAUCCCCCUGGGCCAGAACCUGGGCCGCCGCGUGCUGCCCUUCUCCAACCUGGACUGCUUCGCCUCCCUGCAGCCCCUGGUGCGUGUCAACGUGCUCUCGCGCACGCAGGCCAAGAUGCUGGGGCUGCGCAACGUCAGCCUUACCGAGCUGCAGACCUCCUUCCACGAAGACCCCGAGUGGGGGCUCAGGAAGUACAGCCGCUACCUGGCCUCCCGGAGCUCCCGCUCCAUGCCGUCCCUGCUGGGCCUCCGGACCUACCUCGAGAGCCUGAUGGGUAACCCCAAGCCCGAUGCCAAGCAACCCGCGGCGGCGGUGGCUGUGGCAGCGGCUGCUGCGGCGGCGGCGGCGACAGCGACCGCACCACCGACCACGACGCAGACCUUGAUGCUGACCGCGGCGCCGACCGCGACUCUGACCGCGACGCCCACCGCAAUGGUGACCGCGACUCCGACCGUGAUGGUGACCGCGACUCCGACCGCGACGGCGACCGCAACACCGACUGCAACACCGACCGCAACACCGACCGCAACACCGACCGCGACGGUGACCGCGACACCGACCGCGACGGUGACCGCGACGGCGGCGGCUGCGGCGGCGGCGGCGGCGGCGGCUGCUGCAGCGGCGGCGCCCAGCCCGGCCAAGACCGGGGAGUGAGCGCUCCCUGGCGCCUGGGGGCGAGAGGGGGCGGUGCCCCCCUCUCACCUGCUCCCCUCGGGCCGCCCCCUCCCCUGCUUCACCGGCUUUCUCCUCAUCCGCUUGGUCUGCGGGCCUCUGUGCGAUUCAUCUGGCUGUGCUCCCAUUCCCCAACUCCCAGUCCGGAGGGGCUCCUGCCGGCGCGCGCGUAAUUGUGUCUUUGUGAAACCGGCUCGGAGAGAACCUCUGGGAACGGCCGUGUGUGUGGUUGUGUGUCUGUGUGUGUUGUUUUGCAUUUGGAGAGGUCACCUGGGACACGAAGGCCAAAGGGCACCGGCCUGGUGAGCGCGUCCGGAGCUGGACAGUCACUGACUGGGCUGAUGGUCGGGACCUUGUACGUCUCUGCAACGCGGGGAAGAGGGGGGAGGUUAUGGGGGGGAGGGCGUCCUUCAACAGUCACUGAAAGAGCAGCCGUCCCUUCGGAAAACACGGGUCUCUCCAGCUCGCAGAGCUGUAGAAGCCCCCACGCUGAGGGGCGGCCCUCGGAGUCCCAGCCUGUCUGAGGGUGGAAGGAAGCUGAGUCUGGAGAGUGGAGGUGACCGGUCUGCUGUCACUCAAGGAGCGGUGCUGGGGGGCCCGAGCCCCUCAGUGACCUGCUCCGGGCCUUCCCGGCAGCUAGGUGAGUGUGGGAGGGGCUGGGGAAAGCCCCGGGAGUUUUGAGAGGCUGGGCAAUGUUGCGAGGACAGGGCAGAGGGUCCCAUCUCUCAGCCACUUGUCUGCUACAGAAUCAGAUCAGUUCCCAGGGAGAUGUGAGAUAGGAAAAGGCGAAUGGAGAGCUGGGCCUGGGGAGGGACGGACGAGGGGGGCAGGACUGAGGACGGAACCACAAUCACCGCAGCCAAUAACUCCGGGGUUGGAUUCUCAGCCAAGCAGAGGGCAUUCGGGGGUGGGACAUCCGGGGGCUGCCCGGGGCUUAGCAGUGAACAGCCUCAGGCGCUGAGAGGGAAGUGAAGGGCCGGAGGUCUGUGGGACUGGAGGGGCCUGCUGGGAGAAGUCUGAGCUGGGGCAGAGGGAGGCCACUGACUGUCCUGGAAGCUCUAGCCUUUCUGCUAAGUAAUCUGGGCCCACAGGGGAGAGGGGCUCCUAGUUUAUGCUGGAACCUGAAGAGGGGGUGAGCGGGGUUCAGAGGCAAAGCUCCCCUUCCUACACACACCCACGCCUCGACCCCCUCCUCCAUCUUCAGUAAGUCGGAGAUAUUCCUAUGGCAAGAAAUUCAGCAAUCCGGCCUGUCCGUGGGCAUCCGGAAAUGGUGGGUGAGGGCCCCGGUGCUGCCCAUACCCAAGGAUUCUGGUUUUAGAAAAUCGGGUGGACGCUAGAUUGACAGCCAGGAAAAACGGGCACAGGGUGACUUCGCUCAUAAAAGGGCGCUUCCGUUUGCAGAGGGUUUUGCCACCUCAUUCUUUUUUUUAAUAGUUUAUUUUAUUUAAUGAUAAUUUUAUAUUGACAGAAUCCAUGCCAGGGUAAUUUUUUUACAACAUUAUCCCUUGCACUUGUUUCUGUUCCGAUUUUUCCCCUCCCUCCCUCCACCCCCUCCCCUAGAUGGCAAGCAUCGCCACCUCAUUCUUAUAUGGGGUCAUACACCUACCAGGGGCCUGGAUCUAGGAUUAGUUUGCUGAGUCCUACAGAGCAAGUCAGCUGACCUUUCUGGGUAAAUGGGCACAAAAAUAACGUCCUUCUCAACUCUGUUGGUGGAAAUCAGACGAGGGAGAUGUUGAGAAGCUGCCACUCGGGGCCAGGGAGGGUUUUAAUAGCUCCCUGGCAUCUGUAAGAUCCCAAAUUACUUAGAGAGGCUUCAGCUUCCACAGCUGACACAGCUUUUAGGCAAUGGAGCUGGGCAGAGGCCACCGGCCUCACGAACUGGAGCUGUUUGUCAGGAAUCAGGGGCUUGGGUCCUAAGUCCAUUGGGUGACUGACUUCAGUACUGAAAGUGUUCCUGGCAUUUUCUGUAGGAAAGACAAAAAGCCCUCUUCCCCUCUCAGUGAUCUCACUCCCAACAUUUAGUGGUUCCACCAUCACCUCGGGGUCUGGGGUUUUCAGAUUUGCAAAUUCUGUGCGAUAACAUUUACACCAAAAAAGUGAUUUAUUGUUCUCUCUCUGUCUCACAUCCUAAGACAAAUCUGCAUCCUAAAAGCUGAGCUCACAGAUUGCUGACUCUGCCCACUUAAUGAGGAGCGAGAGAUGCCCCCUCUUUAAUGCCAUGUGUCUUUGCCCAACCCCAAACCCCUCUGUAACGUGGGAGGGCAGAGUCUGAUUUUUAGAGCAGAACUUUUCUCGUUUGGGCCAAAAUCCUUACCUGAUGUUUGUAAACUGUCGGAAAUAAUAGAAUUCAUUUCUCCCCAUGCUACAAACUAGUUCCUCUUCCUCACUUCUUUACUUCUGUUAACGAGACUGCCGCCGUGCUGGUCUCUAGAGAACGAUUUCGAGCAGAAAGACUUUCUUGGAAGAUCCAAGUCAUCUCCUGGACCAAGAACAGACUUGAAUGGUUCCCGUUCCUGGUUAAGAAGUGGUCGGUGAUUCUUGUUUGGAAUGAUGGGUGUUCCUGUUUUUGUUUUUCUGCACGGGUGCUUAGCUGCAGCCGAUGUCUGUAUUGUUUUUGUUGUAUUCUAUUGGUCAUAGUAAGAUUUGUUCAUUUGUGCAUGUACUCAUCUGGCUGUCAGUAUCCGAGGAGAAGGAGCCAAUCCCUCCUCAAUGGCCUACAGAUAAUUUCAUGUUAUAAUACAGGGUAGGCCGGGGGGGUUAUUCAGCCUAAGGUGAGGGUGGGGGUGGGGGGGACCUUGUGAUCCGACCAAUUGUCAUUGUCAGUAAUAUCUGCCGGUGGAUGCUUCUUCCUCUAUUGAAACCCUAAUUAGUAGUGGAAUUAGGUUGUGUACUCCAUCUUUUAUCCUGUGCAGUGUGGCAUCCUUCUGGUCAGAUAAACCUGUUGUAUAUCCCAAAGUUGGGAAUCUUAGGUCCCACAACUCCUGUGUAUCUUUGUUCUAUUAUCAUCAUUAAAUGAUUUAAUCCUUGUGA
This is a messenger RNA of Antechinus flavipes (yellow-footed antechinus), 6330 nucleotides long. RefSeq names its product PML nuclear body scaffold (gene PML). Gene Ontology annotation, molecular function: zinc ion binding; ubiquitin-protein transferase activity. The transcript has 11 exons. Gene Ontology annotation, biological process: intrinsic apoptotic signaling pathway in response to DNA damage; PML body organization; positive regulation of DNA-templated transcription. The record is from RefSeq and is a predicted model, not a curated record. The coding region runs from base 127 to 3282 and encodes 1051 amino acids. Gene Ontology annotation, cellular component: chromatin; PML body; nucleoplasm. Lineage: Eukaryota; Metazoa; Chordata; Mammalia; Dasyuromorphia; Dasyuridae.